UGUUUCGCAGUUCUGUCACUCAUUAACAAACUUUUUUUGUAUUGACGGGUUUCCAUCUCAGCACCUCUAGUACCUUUCCGGACUAGUUGGAUCUUUCUCCAGAACGCAAGUGAUUUGAGUGCCCCUGCCAGAUCUGGUAACGCAAUCCCUAUCUCGCCGGCAGUUAUUUUAAAACUCCUCUACUGAGUCACUUCAGGGACGUGUGGAAGGGAGAGUUUUAGGAAAGGUUUUGAUCCCACCCCCUUCCUCCUCCUGCUCCUGGAAGCGUGUAGGGUGGAGAAGGAGGGCGGUGAGUUUUCAACAAGGCGUUGUGAAAGAACUUCUGGACUAGCGCCGUGCUGGGGUUGUGUGUGACUGCAGAGACUUGGGACCUCUCUCCCUCUCCUUGCUGCCCGUCCUCUGCUGCUGGAUGUCACUGCCGGUAGUCUUGCCCAGUUCUUGCCCCGUGGUUGCUGGUGCAGCCGGCGGAGAUCCCUCACUGCGCUGCCGAGGUCGUUGGGCUCCGGGAACGCUGCCCCAGAAUCCUGGGAGCAACCCCGGGCGCCAGGCGGUAUCCAGCCCGCUCUACGGCCGCUCCCUCUUCGCCCUGGGACUGCUGCAGAUCGCCUUGGGCUUUUCCGUCGUCUCGCUCAGCUUCGGGGCUCUGUCCCUCACCGAAUCCCCCAAUGUCAGGAACUCGUGUCCCUUCUGGGCAGGCUCUUCGGUAAUUCUUUCAGGCAUCCUGGGAUUAACCACAUGGAAAAGGCCAAUGCUGCUUUUGGUCAACCUGUUCAUCCUGCUGUCUGUCGUCUGCGUUCUGCUGAACUUGGCCGGAUUCGUGCUCGCGUGCCAGAGCGCGCAGUUUGUGUCUGGUAUUGUGGACUGUAAGCUGGUCAAGAUUAUUGAGGGUAGCAGUUGCUUCUGCUGCGAAGACAGCCAGGCAACGAAAUGCAGCAGUAAGAAGGAAAUAUUGAUAUUAUAUCCAGUUCUCUCCGUGACAUGUGACACUGUUCGCCUUGUGCUUAAGGACCUCCUGUUUGCCAUUUGUGUGCUCAAUGCAUUGACCACCACAGUAUGUGUUGUAGCUGCAGCUUUACAGUAUCUCCAGAUCUUCUCAGGCAGGCGACCUCAGGCGAUUGAAGCCCCGGUACCCCAAGAAGAGUCUGAGGGUACACCCCAGAUUCCGGAUCUGGAUGAAUUUGUUCCUCCCAUCCCACCUCCUCCAUACUUUUCCACCUUCUGCUCCUACAGUCCCAGGAUUAAUCCACGGAUUCUUAGCAAUGACGUAAUUCCUUUGACGCAUAUCUACGCCUCCAGGAUGAAAGGGAUUGAAGUGUUUUGUCCUGUGGAACCCCCUCCCCCUUAUGAAGCAGUUGUGAGGGACCAAAAUAGUGAGCAGGUUCCAAGCUUGGUGAAUUCGAGGACAACAGAGACAGAACAGGAGCGAACAUCAUGUGCAGCUUCUGAUGACAGCAAUGGUCCAAGUUGCUCCCUCAGCGACCCCCUACAGCUGUGCAUCGUGCACCCAGCCCGCAGCAGGAACUCUGAAGCAGGAUGCAGGAAGUCAAGCAGGUCUGGCGUGAGAAGAUCAAACAGUGACCCAGUGCUCCAGGAACUAGUAAUAGAAGAGCUGGUGGUGAGCUGUGAGGCCGCAACGCAAACUGACGAGAGGUCCGAGGUUCAGGCUGUGACCUUGCGCAGAGGCCGCAGGUCGAGAAGCCCCAGGUCAAGGCCAAGGUCACUGGUGGAUUACACCAGCUACAGAGACACCAAGUUGUUGGUGGCCAGCUUCUUAAAGCAUUCGUCAUGCAGCAUGACUCCUGAAGUGCAGGAACUGGUGGACAGUAUUAGGUCAGUGUUACAGUCAGAUGAGGAACAUAUGGAAGAGGCUGUGGCGAGUGCCAAUAUUCUUGAGCAGGCGAUCACAGGCAGCUUGCAACACACUGUAAUGCGCAGGGAGGUGACCCAGACACAAAGGCGCACACGGCUACUCCAUCUACAAAGCUGUGGAGAUCUGAGCACGUGUGCUGUCGGCGAGCAGCGGCCGGUAACCCGAGGAAGGGUGGUCAAAGGCCAGCAGGAAAGGCCCCACAGUCUCGUCGGUGUGAUACAAGAGACAGUGCUGUAACCAUGCCAAACAUUUCUGAGUGCGAUUUGAGCCAAAACUCUGUCUGAAAGCUGAAGCAACAGAUGCCAGGAUGGCUAUAAUUUCAAGAUGAUAGUACAAUACACAGAGGAGAAGCUUAAUUAGAGCCAUACCUAACAUACUGGAAAUCAACAUGUGAAUAUAACAAUGAGGUGCAGCACAAACUCCAAGUGCCCUUAACUCAAAUGACAAAUUAAUAAAAUUUGCCGUUUAUGAUGCUGAAA
Molecule: messenger RNA, 2349 nt
Organism: Mobula hypostoma (lesser devil ray)
Lineage: Eukaryota; Metazoa; Chordata; Chondrichthyes; Myliobatiformes; Myliobatidae
Gene: entrep1
Product: family with sequence similarity 189 member A2
Exons: 11
Coding region: 410-2107 (565 amino acids)
Cellular component (GO): membrane
Source: RefSeq, a predicted model, not a curated record